AUGGGAGAUUCACAACGAAAAGGUAAAACAGCAUAUAACACAUGGACCUCACAAAAGAGUAAUAUGUUGUUGGAACUGAUGGUUGAUGCUGCUAAUCGUGGAUGGCGUGAUAAUAAUGGUGUAUUUAGCAAACUAACUGUGGAAAGUAAGAUACUUCCUAAGCUAAAUGAAGCACUUGGAUGUAAUAAAAAUUAUACUCAAUAUCAGAGUCGCUUGAAAUGGUUUAAAACGCGUUAUCAAACAUUUUCUCAACUCAUGCGUUUCAACUCUAGUUUUGGAUGGGAUGCAGCCACACAAAGAUUCACUGCCACAGAUGAAAUAUGGAAUAAUUACUUUAAAUCUCAUCCAAACCAGAAACACCUUCGAACAGACACUUUUGCUGACUUUGAGGAUUUAAAAAUUGCUGUUGGAAAUAGAACUGCCAUUGGAAAAAACUCUAUUAGAUUGGGAGACGAUACAGAUGCAAGAAUUUAUGGACAAGAUGAAAGUACACAUGGUAGGAUAGAUGACUAUGUAUAUGAUGAGAUUAAUGAGAUAUAUGUUCCAACUCAACUCGAUCCAUCAUGCCAAGCACCUUCACCCGGACAUAAUGAACCAUCAAUGUCAGAGUUCGAUCCAAAUUUAGAAGUUCCCAUGGAAAAUGUUGUUCAAAGAAACCGAACUAGAAAUGAAUAUGAAGGGAAUACUCGUUCAUUUGAUCAGAAUGCCACUCGAGUUGAUCUUCUAGAAAAAAUUUCUCAUGAUUUGGACUCGAUUGGAAAAAUUGCCACUGAAAUUCGGGAUAACAUUGGUCGCUAUAAAGCACUUGCAUUGAUUCAGAAAAUGGGAGUUAAAGAUGCAUUCUUGAAGAUGUUACCUGAAGAGCGCUCAGAAUGGAUAUCAUUAAAUAUGGAAUGA
Ziziphus jujuba (common jujube) is the source of this 897-nucleotide messenger RNA. RefSeq lists its product as uncharacterized. The record is from RefSeq and is a predicted model, not a curated record. NCBI's taxonomy places the organism in Eukaryota, Viridiplantae, Streptophyta, Magnoliopsida, Rosales, Rhamnaceae. The transcript has 3 exons. Bases 1 to 897 code for a protein of 298 amino acids.